AUGGAGCAGGCUACAUCUGAGACGCCCGAGUUUCCUGAGCUGCCUACACUUAAUGCGCUGGAGCUGUCGACACCUGCGGUACUGGAACGUGCUGCACCUGGUACGCCAGAGCUGCCGAGACUUGAGGCGAUGAAGCAGGCUACACCUAAAGCGCUGGAGGUGCCUACACCUGAGGCGAUCGAGCUACCUACACCUGAUGCGAUGCAGCAGGUCACACCUGCUGCACCGGAGCUGCCUGCACUUGCUGCGCUGGAGCAGGCUGCACCUGAGGCGCUGGAACGUACUGCACCUGGUACGCCAGAGCUGCCGAGACUUGAGGCGAUGGAACGUACUGCAUCUGGUACGCCAGAGCUGCCGAGACUUGAGGCGAUGGAGCUGCCCAUACCUGAGGCGCCAGAGCAGGCAAGACUUGAGGCGAUGGAGCAGUCUACACCUAAAGUGUCUGCUGCGCUGGAGCUGCCUACAUUUGUGGCGCUGGAACUUGCUACACCUGGUCGUUUGGACCAUCUUCGCCAAGACCCAUCGGUCAAGUGUGUGGGCCUCACUGGCACGCUUUGUCCCAAAGAUGAGCGGGCUCUGCUCCAACAGCUGGAUUGCAAGGAGGACGCUUCGUACCAGACCUUUCGUAUGCCAACUAUGCGAACCGAUCUUCGGCUAGGGGUGCAACAAGGAUCAACAAAGUCAUUUGAGAAGUUUGUGGAACACCACUACGACAUGUUGGAGCGAGAGGGCCGCGUGGAUCGCAUGCUGAUUUUUUGUGACACGAAGAAGCAGGUUGAGGCAUUGUCGACUCAGUUGGCACGCACGUUGGGUCACAAGCAGUCGCUGGCCGUGGAUGCUGACAUGUCAGCCGAAGACACACGAGCGGCUCUUGAGCAGUGGAGGAGCGGCACGCAGAGUCUGGUCUUGGUGGCCACAAGCUGCUUGGGCGCGGGCUUGGACAUGCCCAACGUUCGGAAGGUGAUCUGGUUUGGUAGCGGCUACAACGGCUAUACCUUGUCGCAGGCCUUUGGCCGGGCUGGCCGCGACCGACGGGGUGGCGAGGCCACGCUAUGGAUUCCACGAGGCACAGCGGUUUCGGAAGACCUGCGGCCAUUUGCAAGCAUGAAGCGCUGCCUGACCUUUGAGCUUGGUUGGCUGCUGGAUGGUGAGGGCCACAUUUGUGCAGCCGCAGGAGCGCCGGCUUGUAAUGUGUGCUCCAUGAUGCAACCGACCAUCACAGCGCGCCAUCCAAGCCGUGAAGCACAUGGGGCGCCAGUAUCACACGAGGGCCAGACGCGGGCCAAACGAGCACAGUUGAUGGUACCAUCGGCGCCCAUUCAGUCAGACGACUUUAACACGGCUCUGCUAUGGAUGUGCACCUACUGCUGGGCCUGCAGCUGCAGCAGAGACCGCUUGGUUGCUCACCACCAGCCUUCUAGCUGCCCGGCCAUGAAAGGGCGCUGUUUUCGAUGCCACUGCCGCGGUCAUGGUAGUAGUAAUUGCCAAGUGACCUUGAGGGCGGGUGUUUGCUACCGGUGUUGGAGGCCGCAGAAGAUUGGAGGUGAGCAAGUGGUGGAGUGCACGGGGCGGGCCUGUGGCCAGCGCAACCGCGAGACCAUCCGGGCCUUGGUCGCGUCUGUGUCACGCAGUCAAACUUUGCACGGCAUCAUGCAGCGCAUGGAGUGCCCGGCCGAGCUGCUGGCAAUUGGAGGGCGGGACUUUGACCCGUCGGAGAUGCAGGCGCUUGUGGGCUGGCUGUACGGAGCAGAGGGGCGCGUUGGCCAUCCGCGCGUGUUGAAGUUUGUGAUUGAGGCGAAACGGCAGUUUGCAAUGUUGAAGUGA
Monosiga brevicollis MX1 is the source of this 1824-nucleotide messenger RNA. RefSeq lists its product as uncharacterized. Lineage: Eukaryota; Choanoflagellata; Craspedida; Salpingoecidae. Bases 1 to 1824 code for a protein of 607 amino acids. Gene Ontology annotation, biological process: double-strand break repair via homologous recombination. Gene Ontology annotation, molecular function: 3'-5' DNA helicase activity; four-way junction helicase activity. The record is from RefSeq and is a predicted model, not a curated record. The transcript has 2 exons. Gene Ontology annotation, cellular component: cytoplasm; nucleus; chromosome.